Molecule: messenger RNA, 1300 nt
Organism: Neoarius graeffei (lesser salmon catfish)
Lineage: Eukaryota; Metazoa; Chordata; Actinopteri; Siluriformes; Ariidae
Gene: gins2
Product: GINS complex subunit 2
Exons: 6
Coding region: 88-648 (186 amino acids)
Biological process (GO): DNA replication; double-strand break repair via break-induced replication
Cellular component (GO): GINS complex; nucleus
Source: RefSeq, a predicted model, not a curated record
CAAAUAACCGGCGGGAAAACAGUUCUUGGCGGCUGUCGUGAGAAUCUGCUCAGAAAAUAUUUUGCAAUUAAAAUAAUAAUAAUAAAGAUGGACCCUUUAGAAGUGGAAUUUCUCGCUGAGAAGGAAAUGGUGAAGAUUAUCCCCAACUUUAGUCUUGAUAAAAUGUAUUUAAUCGGGGGAGACCUGGGACCGUUUAACCCGGGGCUGACGGUCGAGGUGCCCUUGUGGCUGGCGCUCAAUCUGAAACAGAGACAGAAGUGCAGGAUCAUUGCUCCAGAGUGGAUGGACGCCGAUAAACUGGAGGAGAUCCGAGAGCAGGAGAGACGAGAAGACGCCUUCACCCCGAUCCCCAGCCCUUACUACAUGGAACUGACCAAGUUACUGCUAAACGAUGCUGCAGACAACAUCCCGAGAGCAGACGAGAUCCGGACUCUGGUCAAAGACAUCUGGGACACUCGCAUCGCAAAACUGCGUCUGUCCGCUGACAGGUUCAUCAGCCAACAGGAGGCUCACGCCAGGCUGGAUAAUCUGACUCUGAUGGAGAUCAACACCACACGCACUUUCCUGUUGGAUUCUCUGAACUACAUGUACAAACUGCGCUCCAACCUGCAGCCCGGCUCAGGCUCGGGGAAAUCGCAGGAUUAUUAACCAGGAUGUUUGUGCGGUGUAUCAGGGCGGUGAGGUGAGGUGAGGUCCAGUUUGCUAAUCGGCCGCCGAUGCAGCUGCAGAUAUUCAUCGUACACAAGCAUGGUGUCGCUUCCUGGCCUCACCGGCGGUCCCUGUAGGCUCUUAUGGACCACGCUGCUCUUUAGAGUCCCGCUCAGCUCUCCGUACUGUGUGCUCAGACUCAUCGCUGCCCUCUGCUGGUUCAAAAAGGACUGCGUGGAUUUCUCCAGCUCGGCUAGAAAAGGGCGGGGCUCGGAGAACCCUGUCGGCCGGAUGAGCGGAAACUUCUCGUGUACAUCUUUGGGUUUUUCCGAGCCGAAAUGGCGCUCGGUUUUGGUUGGAGGCGGAGCAAGGCGGCUGAUGUCAUAGGGAUUUGAAUGUGGUUCGUGGAGAGGCCGCCGUGACUCAGAGGAGGUCUCUAUGAGCGAGGCGGGGUUCCAAAGGGUGGUGGGAGGUGCAGGGGCAGGGGCGUGGUCUCUGGGUUGGGGUUUGGGGGAGAUGAGAGGUGGAGGAGCCCCGAGGUGGGGGUGGAGAUCCCGUUCUCGUUCUCGCUCUCUGCUGCCAGGAUCGUGGUGGUUUGGGAUGGGCCUGUGUGAGAAAUAAAGAUGUGUACAUGUGGAAAAAAAAAAAAAGU